Messenger RNA from Macrosteles quadrilineatus (aster leafhopper), 7001 nucleotides. RefSeq names its product luciferin sulfotransferase-like. The record is from RefSeq and is a predicted model, not a curated record. Lineage: Eukaryota; Metazoa; Arthropoda; Insecta; Hemiptera; Cicadellidae. The coding region runs from base 150 to 1187 and encodes 345 amino acids. Gene Ontology annotation, molecular function: sulfotransferase activity. Gene Ontology annotation, cellular component: cytoplasm. Gene Ontology annotation, biological process: sulfation. The transcript is spliced from 7 exons.
UGCAAGCCGCACGAUGACUGCAAGUUUGCACAGCUGUUUGUAGACACAAGUAGUCAGCUGAUCUUAUUCACUUGUAACUGUCAGGCGGAGUCUAGUGUGUGUUAGCGUCUGCUAGUCUGUGGUGUUAAUUUAGUUAGACACUACUCGCAAUGGAGGAAAAUAAAGUGCUGGAAGUCGUAGAAGAGGAGACUGAACUUGGAGCGAUGGAGAUGACACAGGCUAAGUCUAAGGCUAAUGCUGAAGAGGUCCAGAAGGAUUGUCCCUUUCAGUUCAACCCGUUGACGGACGACCUGUCUGUGGCGGUGCGAGGGGCGUGUACCCUAAUGCCCCCGGCCGAGGUGACGGUGUCCCCGCCAGGGUGUGUCCUCCCUGAGAACUACUGCAACUACGCCCGCAGGAUCAGGAACCUGGAGGUUCGGGAAGACGACGUCUGGGUAGUGUCUUUCCCGAAGUGUGGUUCACGGUUGACUCAGGAGAUGGUUUGGUUGCUCAGUAACAACCUUGAUUAUGGAGAAGCCAAGAACACCGUCCUCUACAAACGUUUUGUAUUUCUCGAGUACAUCACUCUCUGGCCGGAAGGUGCUGACCAGCCAGACACAGUUUCCUGGGUAGAAGAUAUGCCUUCGCCGAGGUUCAUCAAGACACAUCUACCUCUAGAGCUACUGCCUGAGGAACUUUGGACCAAAAAACCUAAGAUAAUAUAUAUAGGUCGGAAUCCCAAGGACACCGCCAUAGCUUACUUCGGGCACUACAAGAGAUUCUACAAAUACACUGGGACUCAAGAACUAUUCUUCGAGGCAUUUUACCGUGAUAAGGUUGUGUACAGCCCAUUCUGGGAGCAUGUAUUGUCUUUCUGGGACAAGAGAAAAGAGCCAAAUGUACUAAUUUGUACAUUCGAAGAAAUAACACAGAGUCUUUUAUCGGUCAUCAAACGCACUUCUUCUUUCCUCGGAGUCAGCUUGGAAUCUGCAGAUGAGAUAAAAGUCGUCGAGUUUCUACAAAACAAGAAACUACCUCCGAAGCCCGGGGACGAGGACUCGGGGAACGACGAAUCAACCCUGGCCAACCUCGGGGACGCUGGCUGCUGGAGAACCACAAUGACUCCUUCCCUGGCAGAGAAGUUCGACAGAUGGACCAAGGAGAAACUAGCGGGAACUGACUUUAGCAAUGUGUUCAUGAUCAUAUAGUAACUGAGGAGACUGAAGGAUACUUAAACGUUGAAAAAAGUAAGGUUAGAAUCUCCUAGAGGUUCUUGUGUGGAAGGAUCUGGGUUUGGCGUCAAUUUUGGUUUGGUUUAUGUGAUCGAGUUUGAUUGCUAAAAAAUAUAUAAACGAACUUUUUAGCAUGCUGUAAGUUGUGCUUUCUAAUUUCAAAGUUAAAUCAGAGCAUUACGUGUUACAUGUCGUUACACGAUCAUUACAUAGCUCAGAGUACUUUGAGAUAUGAUAAGUGUUUAUAAUGAAAAAUCAGUAGCUGUGAAUUGGUUUGAAUGCAUAAUGUUUAUUGUUAUGUUACACUAAAUGAUUAACAUCAUAUACAUCUGUUAAGUCAGUAGGAACGGUAAGUUUGUUGAGGAAUCCAAAGAGAUUGCUAACUGUGGGCCUACUUAGUGAUAUACUUUCCUUUACAACCCCGCCAUUAUCAUUCUCACUGUUGGGUUCUAAGCCAUCAAAUGGGACUACUUCCACUGUUACAUUUCUCGAGUUGCCUUUACACUAAUUGGAUAAGUUUAAAGCCCGAUUUUGACGUAAAUUUCCUUUCCAAGUCUGGUUAUACCAUUAAACAUAAACUUUCCUAAUGCUAAUUGUUCAGUUUAAUCCAAACUUAUCUCAACUGAUAGUGACGAUUUCUGCCAGUUUAAGUUGAAACUUGGGAUUGAGUUGAAGUGUGUUCACUUAUUUGUAACCCGUUGUACACAUUUCAUGUUCAUUAAACUUCAUAGUAGGUAGGCCUACUACAUGUUUUUGUUCAUAAAUGAUAAUAUUAUAUAUUUAAAACAAAUUUGGGGGUUUUCCGAGUUCGUUUAUCUCUUCUACCCGACCGACUUUCAUGAUUGAGGUCUCAAAUCGAAGGUAUGCAAGUAGAAAUUUCACAUCAAGCAAUGACAUAUACAGUAUUUAUUUACUAUAUUACUCGACCAAAAACCAUAAAUUUGAUUGAUUUUCGAAUUCUUACUUCAAUUUAAGAUGUAUUUCACCAGUUAUAUUUAACCAUAUAAUCCUAUACAUUUUGGUCUAAGAACCUUAAGUGAAGUACCGGCAUUCGUUUAAGCUAUUAGUGAUUCAAAUCGGAAGUUUCAAGCAAACGCAAGGUGAACAACCAGCAUAAAUAAAUAAUAAAAAUUAUUUUUUAUAAGGUUUUUCUAUUAAAAAUCAAUAUUUCCAGCAUUGUUUAUGUUCUCUAUAUGUUUUGGACUCAAAAUACUCAGUAAAUUAUGCUGUGGUGGUAACUGGACGUAACCUUCUUGGUGAUAUUUAGUUUCAGUUGUUUUCUGUAUAACAUAUCCGUUCACGAUAUUAUGCGUUUCAUUUGUGUACAGCCCAUUCUGGGACAAACAUGUUACAGAAUAGCUUACAAACAAGCUCUCGUUAAGUCCGCAUUGUUUCGGAGUGUGCUUUAAUUUGAGCUAUUGGUCGUUUGAAUCAGUUAAGUUCAAGAUACUGUAUUACUCAAUCAAAAAUCGUAAAUUUGAUUAUCUCUCGGAUAUGAUAUUCAUUUCAACGCUGCGGAUCACCAUGGGUCCUCUAGUUAUUUAUUAAUUCAAUAUAGAGUUUAUAUAUAAUUCAAACAAGUUAUAUUAUAAGUAGGUGUUACUGAAGUGAUAAAAGCAUACAAAUUCUUAGUUUGUGAAAAGAAUUUAUUGUUGACACAUAAUAUUUUUUUUAUUGUUUGAAAUAUGUUUAGAUUACCUACUUCUGGAGGCAUGUAAAAUAUUUGUACAAUAAUGGUUAUUUUUGGUAAAUACAUAUAAAUUUCAUCAAUACAUUUAAAUCUUUUUAGUACAACUACAAACUUUUUUAAAGAGGGCCUUUUAAGUAGACCAUGGUAUUGCAUCGCAAACGGCUUAAUUGUGAACAGACUAGCUCUAAACUUGACAAAGGGUUUAAAUGAUAAUCUAAAAAAAAAAUUAGGGUGUACUUUAUAGUGUUUCCUUACUUCAAAGCAUGCGUUGAAUAAUCUUAUGUUUAUUUACGUUUACCUGAAUGUCAAUGUCAUAAUGUUAACACACAAUUAAUCUAGAUAGCAAACUCGUGUACUCUAAUAUAAAAAAAUGCAUCUUGAGAUACUUUAAGGUUAAACAAAUUAAGUAACAUUCAAACAAAAAUUGCUGCAUUGAGUUUAUAAACUAUUGCAUACAAUAGAAUAGUGAAAUUUCCUCAUAACCAUCCACCCAUUCUAACCAGAAUCGAAUUAACACAAAAUCCCGCUGUUGCUAAAUGCAAUCACACAAUGGGUUAGCUCGAAUCCCACUGCAAUGAUAGCCUAUCUCGGAUCUGCCAUCAGAUACUGUAGUCCACCAGCGCUGGUGCUGACGCUGUUGUAUCAUGUUUGCUCUCAGCUCCGAUAACAUUCAACGCUAAUUAUUUCCAAAUUGAAUAGAUCCAGUCAACAGUUGCUGAGCUUAACCAAACGAUUGUGAUGUGGGGGAGUUUGUUCAUUUAAAUAGCAGUUUGGCCAUUGUUCGUAUUUGAAAGAUAUAUCUUACUAAUAUUAUAAAUCUGAAAGUUUGUGAGUAUGUUUGUGUGUUGCUCAAUCACGCAUAAACUACUGGACGGAUUGAGCUGAAAUUUGGCAUGAUGAUAGCUCACAUUCCCUAUUAACAUUUAGGCAUAUUCUUACCUCAAAAAUCCAAAGGACCGUCUAUGAGUUUGAUCCAAGGAGGCUCACCGGCCAUUACUCCAGGAACAUUAGAAAACAUAGUCCGAAACGUAUAUACACAUUUGGUAACUGAUUUUAUUGUUUUAGACCCGCCAGAUUUCAAAAACUAAGGGAACUUAUAGCUGGUCUACAAAGCAAAGGAGAUUUUAAAUUUCUUAACACGAAAAUUCUUUAAAUAGAGUACUUGUCAGAAACAGUUUUCAGCUCACCACAAAAUGUACUGACACAAUUUAAAUCCUCUUUACAAGUCCAAUUAACCCUUUGUAGUGCUACAAGGCAUUUUCCUGCGUUUAUUUUAAAGUCAUCAUUGUAUUGACCAUGGCUGAAAGAGGACUUUUCAAUUGAGGCACAGAUCCAGAAUGAAUAUUCUGGAUUCCAGAAUGAAGAUAAGAUAUAAUAACUUGUAUAGUUAUUUAUCUUCAGUAUACGCUUACUACAGCGACUUUAACAUAUGAAAUUGCCUGAAUUUCAUUUUUAGAAACGUUACAAAAAUGUCCUAAUAUUUACAAAAACUAAUUGUUUUCUUGCCUCUCCUUAUCGUCUCACUUUUACCAAAACUCGUUUUGCCUAAUUUUCUCUACUCAUUCCUCUCCUAGCUCCAUACCUCCUUUCUUCUUGUUACCUCUCUUUACCUAAUAUACUCUUUCUAUUCUUCCUUUCUAUUGUCAUGACAUAAUGCAAAAUAUAUUAUGUACCUAUUUAUUAUAAACGUAAAUAAUUAUUGCAAGACUACAACCACAGCAAGAUAGGAAUAGGUAAUCCCUCUGAUUGGAAUAUCCUACGAUAAUUAUCUUGCUAAGUCCGACCUGUUUAGCUGUUUUACGUUUCUCGCUUAUCGGCCAUCGAUUAGUAUAUGUUUAUGACAAACACGAAGAAACAAAUUAAUGCGUGGAAAAAUAACAAACGUUUCGUUGCUUUCUUGUAAUCCCACAGUGCGCAAUGUUUUUCUUGAUUUCUUAAUUCUUGAACGAAAGUUAAUUGAUUUUUAGAGAACGCUUUCAUGAUUUAAUGUAUGCCUAUGCAAAAUAAUUAUUUCAUAUUUUUAUGCAGAACAAACACUUUGCUGUACAAAUCCUGUAACAUUCUUACAUUACAUUCCAACAGCAUUGUCGACAGUUUGAUAUCGAAAAACACCACGGCUGUACACUGCUACUACCUGGUGGCUAGUGAACAAACUUUAUACAGAGCUAUCCUGUCUGUACCCUGCUACGAUCUGGCGGCCAAGCGAGCAAACUGUAUAACCGGCUGUCUCAUUCAUAACAAACCAUUUUUUUGUAUAAUUCUUUAUUUUGCAAAUUUUCAAACUACAACUAGCCAGAAUAACUUUACAAUGCUAUGAUUAAGAACAAAUAUCCCACCACAGCAAACCUGCAUACAUGGCGCAUUCCUAUUUACUUGGUUGGAUAUUUAAAGUGAAUUUCGUCAAAAUGGGAAGAUUUUUACUCGAGUUAUGGUGCUAACGGGCUUAUCCUACACUUAUCUCCGUUCAUACUUGGCUUAAAAUACCUACUUUGUAUGGUCGCAAUUUCAAAUAAAAAGUAUUUAAAAAAAAGUAACUAUAGAUUUUAACGGCUGUUGUUUUUUGCUUCUAGGAGUCUAGGGACGGAAAAUUGUAAAUCGUUCCCGUGCCUAGGUCUUACCAUGAGAUCUGACAGUGGCAAUUGAUCAUUCCCUAUUUUGGCAAAUCUGCAAAAAAACUGUUGCACAUAAAACCACCCAGUUAUAAGGAAAUUUCGAAACUUUAAGCCUUACCCGUAUUAUUUAAUUUAUGAACGUAUGUGUGUCUCUGAAUAUACAUUUGAUAUUUUACUGUAAACCCCUAAGAAUGAUAAUAAUGAUCCAGUGUUUACCCAUGGUCAACUUUAUGUUGCUUUUAGAUGGGUAAAGAGGCCAGAUAAGGUUAAAAGUACUAGAACCAAAUAAUGACCUAGGAAUCGACCAAAAUGGAUACUGUAAAACAAAUGUUGUUUCAGAGAGAUUUUUUUAUAGAAUUAGCAUUUUACAAUUUGGAUGAUGACAUUAUCUCUAUGGGUUUUCUAAGUGAAUUUGUCUAUAUUUAAAGAAAUCUAGAUAGAUUUAAUUAAUAGUCAUGAAGAUUGUUAUAGGAAAAUGUUCAUUAGUUGUAUUAUGAUCAGAAAGUUUAUAUUAUAAACACAUCACAUGUCCUUUGGAAUUUUUAUUUUAAACAGAGCAGACAUCAAAAUGCAUUAAGCAUGUAUGUAAUAACUAUUAUACAUAUUAUAAUAUACAAAAAUGUUAAAUAAUAAUACUAGGUAGGGUAACCCAUGAGACUAAUAAUUUGUUCAAAACAAUAACUAUAGGGGCUAUUGCCCCUACAAGCCACUAGUAUCUUUAGAAUACGUCACCAGCGUAGAGAAACCAAUUAGGCAUAUUAUUUUUGACGUUUUCAAUUUUACCUCACUGUUUCAUGUCUUUCGCCCAUACUUUUAUUACUGUUGACUAUAAUUUUUAGAAUAUUAUAGUCAACAAGAUAUAGAAUAUUAUAGUCUAAGUAAUAUAGUUGUUUUAAAUCAAUGUUAUAUUCAAUAUUCAACAUCCAAUUAACUAUAACUCUACAGUGGUGAUUAUAUGAUAUUUGUCACUUUUGUUUUUUACACCAGUAGUGUAUGUCAAUUUUACUCUUCUUUAAUAGAUAUAACAACAGUUUUGUUGCUUUUCAGUCAUUAUUAUUUAAAUAAGAAACAAGUCGAUCCGUUUGAAUAGCUUAGUAACCAAGGCUAAAAAUUUCGAAUCAAUUUUAAUGUAAAACUGUAGUGCAGUUUGUAUUGCAUUUUUAGUCCAAGUAAGCAGCACUGGAAUGUGUUGAAGCUUAUGCACAUGGAUAUGCAAUGUAAUCAAGUUUCUAUUAGUCUAUAUAAUUUAACUUAUACCCCUACAUAUUUGUUAGUUAUCUUUAAAUAUAACAAGUACAUAGUAUAAAAUCAUUAUACUGUAUGUACAUUAUCUUGUACCAUUGAAUAAUAAAAUGGAAAUAAUUCUUUAAAGGACAGAGAAGAAAAAAUUUACAUGUGCGAAUAUUUAAACCAUUGUAACUACUAAAUCAAUUUCAGUUCUUAAUUGUAUUAUUUAAUUUUCUUACUUUAUCAGUUCCUGUACCCUAU